Molecule: messenger RNA, 1014 nt
Organism: Rhododendron vialii
Lineage: Eukaryota; Viridiplantae; Streptophyta; Magnoliopsida; Ericales; Ericaceae
Product: protein terminal ear1-like
Exons: 4
Coding region: 1-1014 (337 amino acids)
Molecular function (GO): nucleic acid binding
Source: RefSeq, a predicted model, not a curated record
AUGGCUGCCUCCAGGGGUUUGAACCCACGAGCACCGGCGUACAUACCGCUAUCCUCCACUACUCAAAGCCCUUUCACAAACUGCCCGCCACUGCCGCCACACAUCCACCACUUCCCUUUCUCAUCUCCACCACCACCGCCUUCUUUCUUUCCCACCGCCUCCCAAUCUCCACAACUCCACCCCCAAUCACCUCUUUACACCACCCCCUACCCCAUCCAUCCACCGCCUCCUCCGCCGCCACGGGUGGUUGAACCUCCACAGGUUGUUCCGAGUACUGUGGGCGCUGAAACGGGGAGAAUCGGAGGUCCAAGGAGGAGGCCUAGAGCAGUAACCUGUGGUAGUAGGGGUAUUACCAGUGGGUUCAGAUCAUCACGACACCACCACCAAAAGGAGCCCAAUUUUGGCGGGAGUUUUAACAACAGCAAUAAUAAGUUUGGAAAUACUUCUAGGGCUGGUAGUAGUAGUAGAAACUGGGAAAGGAGGAGAGGGUCAACUUUAAAGAAGCAUGAGGUGUUACCUCUCUCUCAUUGUGAAGAGAAAACUACUGUGAUGAUCAAGAACAUUCCCAAACUCUACAGUGGGGAGUUGCUGUUGAAGUUUCUUGAUGAGCACUGCAUGUUGGAGAAUCAAAAGAGGGAGGAGAAUUCGGCGGAAGAAGAUCGUACGGUCUCGGCUUUCGAUUUUAUGUAUUUGCCUAUAGAUUUCAGUACUGGGUGUAGCAGGGGGUUUGCGUUUGUAAAUUUCACAGAAGCAAGAGCAGUGUGGAAGUUCUUGAGAGCGUGCAAUAGAAAGACUUGGGACUUGUUCCAAUCCCCCAAGAUCUGCGAGAUAGUCUGUGCUAAGAUCCAGGGAAAAGAGGCACUGGUGAACCAUUUUGCGAAGUCCACGUUCCGAUGCGAAUCGGACGAGUUUCUACCCGUUUGUUUCAGCCCGCCAAGGGACGGGUCCGGCACUGAGUUGGUAGAAGAAACCCGGAUUGGGAAACGUAUAGCCUCCACCACACCAAAUGUAUAA